GACUGCAAAUCAAUAAACUUUAUUUACCGUUAUGUGCAAUUUAUGUGGACCGGUUCAUAAAAUACAACAUGACCAAAAAGACAUAAGUCCAAUUUGUAUUCAGAGUAGAAUAAACAGGAAAUCCACUACAAACUGAAUGACUUAGGUUGACAUCAAAUAGACUUGUCAAAACAAAAUGAAACAUGGACAGCACGCCUUCCUUCAAUUCGAGAAGUAAGACUGCUUGGAUGGGGACCAAAGCAGAAUUAUAUUUGGGGGCCCUACAUGCAGUUUAAAACGUCAGCAUCACCAACAUCGCCAUCUUUGUUGCUUUGCACACAGUGUGUUUAACAGAACAUGCUUGAGUCAACACAGAAUUCCUUAAAUUCGCCGGAUGACAGAAUAUGACUUUACAAUAUCUAAACAAAUAAAUAAAUAAAAGUACUUGAGAUAAAGAAGUGUAAACCACUGGGAUAACAUUUCCUUCUAUAGUUCAAUUGUCUUUCAGUUAUUGAUCAUUGCGUGAAGUGUGACGUCACAACAAGCACAGUCCGCAUAAUAUUCAUAAAUCACCACAGGAGCAUUGAACUUUGACUAUGAUACAAGUGAAACUUUUGAGAAUUUUCUUUGUUAAAUCACUUUUUUGGCGCCCCCUGCAGGCUUCGGGGCCCUAUGGCGCGGCUUUAGAUACAACUUUAAAAGUAUCCGUUUAGCUUAGCUCAUCAUCCAAAAGAAGCGUCGUCAUGUCCAAAGCUUCAGCAACAAAGUCAACCACAGCUCUUAAAGCCCCCCCUCCCCUCCAGGACGGGCCCGUCCAUAGACAUAAUAAAAUUCUUCUUUAUGUCUAUGGACCCCCUCUCCGGACGGUGGCGUAGACGAAAAGGAAAAAGAAAAAUGACGUCUUUUCCGGUGUUUGUAAAUCGCGGGUUCGCUACAAAAAUUAAAGAAUGGCGUCUAAAAGAGGUGCUCUCAUUGUCCUGGAGGGGGUGGACAGAGCCGGGAAGACGACACAGUGCAAGAAGCUGGUCCAGGCGCUGCAGCAGAGCGGCCGGCCGGCAGAGAUGAUGAGGUUUCCCGACAGGAGCACAACCAUUGGGCAGCUCAUCAGCGCCUACCUGGAGAAGAAGAGCGACCUGGAGGACCACACGGUGCACCUCCUGUUCUCUGCGAACCGCUGGGAGCUGGUGCCUGUAAUGAAGAAGAAGCUGGAUCAGGGCAUCACGCUGGUGGUGGACCGGUACGCCUUCUCCGGAGUCGCCUUCACCAGCGCCAAGCCGGGCUUCUGCCUGGACUGGUGCAAGCGACCCGACGUGGGCCUGCCCAAACCCGACCUGGUCAUGUUCCUGCAGCUGAACCCGGCCGAGGCCGCACUUCGAGGUCAGUUCGGCAACGAACGAUACGAAACGAGCGCAUUCCAGAGAUCGGUGCAGGAGAAGUUUGAGGAGCUCAUGAAAGAUCCGUCUGUCAACUGGCAGGUCAUUGAUGCCUCCCAGAACGUCGAAGGAGUUCACGCAGACAUCAGAACACACAGCCUCAACGCCAUCAACGAAACCCAGAACAUGCCUCUAGGGGAGCUGUGGAAGUGAGCCUGAGCCGGUCACAAUGAAUGAUACGACGGCAUACAAGGGCCAUUGUAGACAAAGUUUUUAAAAAGGAAAA
This is a messenger RNA of Poeciliopsis prolifica (blackstripe livebearer), 1638 nucleotides long. It is a transcript of the gene dtymk, whose product is annotated as deoxythymidylate kinase (thymidylate kinase). Lineage: Eukaryota; Metazoa; Chordata; Actinopteri; Cyprinodontiformes; Poeciliidae. The transcript is spliced from 5 exons. Gene Ontology annotation, molecular function: dTMP kinase activity; ATP binding. The coding region runs from base 927 to 1565 and encodes 212 amino acids. Gene Ontology annotation, cellular component: nucleus; mitochondrion; cytosol. The record is from RefSeq and is a predicted model, not a curated record. Gene Ontology annotation, biological process: dTDP biosynthetic process; dTTP biosynthetic process; dUDP biosynthetic process.